UCCAAGGAACUUGCUAAAUAAGCAAUAAGGCAUCCCUAUCUAAGUUGGAAAAGAUAUAAUUUAGUAUUACAUCCAGAAUUCAUUAAUUCUACUCAGGUGCAUUUUUAAAAAUAGAAUUAUUGUUCUAACAAUUAUCGUUCUGUCACGGCUCACAUACCUACCUAAUAGUUCAUAUUGCAGUAUCUUUUGACCAACAAUUUCAGGUUUUCCUUACUACUUAAUUUUUAUUCUCCCCAGAGCUACAUGUUUUAUCCUAUCAGUCAUCUUUUGCAUAUUAAACAUUUUCAGAAUAGAAUAGUUUAUGAAUAUAGAUCUACAGAAAUUGCUGUUUUCAAAAUUAAUAAAAUGUGUUGCUAUAGUUAUAAAUACAUGAAAAUAACAUUAUUUAAGCAGUAAUACAAAUUACUGUUCUCUGUUUCUCUCUCCUCCCCACCUCCAGUACAUAGAUUGUUGGAUUGAUGCAGAAAGCAGUUACCAGUUUAACAGCAGGUAUAGCACCAAGCAGCCAUGGCCACUCAAUCGUUGGACCCUCCUCCAAAUGCAAGCUGUAAAAUCAUGACUUUUCACCCUACUAUGGAUGAAUUCAGGGAAUUUAACAAAUACUUGGCAUAUAUGGAAUCGAAAGGUGCUCACCGUGCUGGAUUGGCAAAGGUGAUUCCUCCUAAGGAAUGGAAACCAAGGAAGAGUUAUGAUGAUAUUGAUAAUCUGAUGAUUCCAGCUCCAAUUCAACAGAUGGUUACUGGCCAGUCAGGCCUUUUCACUCAGUACAACAUCCAGAAAAAGCCAAUGACUGUGAAGGAAUUUAGACAACUUGCCAACAGUGACAAAUACUGUACUCCAAGAUAUUUAGACUAUGAAGACUUAGAGCGUAAAUACUGGAAGAAUUUAAAUUUUGUGGCACCAAUCUAUGGAGCAGAUAUUAAUGGAAGCGUAUACAAUGAAGAUGUUAAUGAAUGGAAUAUUGCUCAUCUCAACACUAUAUUAGAUAUUGUAGAAGAGGAAUGUGGAAUCUCCAUUGAGGGAGUCAACACUCCGUAUCUGUAUUUUGGCAUGUGGAAAACAACGUUUGCAUGGCACACGGAAGAUAUGGAUCUCUACAGUAUUAAUUAUCUCCAUUUUGGAGAACCAAAAUCUUGGUAUGCUAUCCCUCCAGAACAUGGAAAGAGACUUGAACGACUAGCUCAAGGAUUUUUCCCAAGCAGCUCUCAAGGAUGUGAUGCUUUUCUGCGCCACAAGAUGACAUUAAUUUCACCCUCAAUAUUGAAAAAAUAUGGAAUUCCUUUUGACAAAAUUACGCAGGAGGCAGGAGAAUUUAUGAUCACUUUCCCAUAUGGAUACCAUGCAGGAUUUAAUCAUGGUUUCAACUGUGCCGAGUCAACCAAUUUUGCAACCGUCAGGUGGAUUGAUUAUGGAAAAGUAGCUAAAUUGUGUACCUGCAGGAAAGACAUGGUAACGAUAUCCAUGGAUAUCUUUGUGAAGAAAUUUCAGCCAGACAGAUACCAUCUGUGGAAACAAGGGAAGGAUUUAUAUACAAUUGAUCAUACAAAGCCCACUCCUGAAACAACACCUGAGGUAAAGGCCUGGUUGCAGAGAAGAAGAAAAACAAAGAGAUCUUCCAGCUUCCAGCAUACCCGAUCACGAUCAAAAAAGCUUAAAACUCCAGAGGACAAGAAGGUAUCAACCAUAGUGGUUGGUGCAGAAAUCACAGCCACUGAAGCAGCUACAGAUAGCUUCAAGGUCAAAGAAAAGCCAUCAGAAAAAGUAAAGCCAGUAAACACAGGAGUGCCUUCUGGGGAAGAACAAGACACAAGCAGGAUGCAGAUAGAUCAGAAUUUAUUGGAUAACAAAAAGGUCUCAGGUCAAAACUCUUCAAGCUCACCUCUUAGUCGUAGUUUACCAGUCGGGAAAAUACAAUCUCAAAAUGAGAAAGGAAACCCUCGGUUUUUGCAUUUUUGCUCUCAGGAAUCUGCACUGGCUUUACUUUCAUCUGCUAGUUGUAAUCUGGAAGAAAAUUUUAAAACUUCUUCUGAAGCUGAGAGUAAGGAGAAAGAAGAAACCACCAGUGUAACUGCAGAAGAAAAUGAUAGCAGUGAUGCUGAAAGUAGUGAAAAUGGCUUGGAACCUGGAGAAAUACCACUAGUGACAGAAGGAGAAAGAAUGAAAACAUCAAAAAGCUGGCGUCAUCCACUAAGUACGCCUCCUGCCAGAUCACCUAUGACCGUAGUUAAACAGCAGGCAAUAAGUGAUGAAGAACUGCCUGAGCCUCUCUUGAUUGAAGAGGAAAUACAAGAAACAGAAACUUGGGCCAAGCCUCUCAUCUACCUUUGGCAGAACAGAGUACCAAAUUUCACUGCUGAAAAGGAGUAUAAUGCAGCUGUUGCCAAAUUGGAACCCUAUUGUGCCAUAUGCACACUGCUCAGACCCUACUACAAGGGUGACAAAUCUACUGAAGAAGCCUAUACUUUCUCAGAAACAAAAGAAGGAGAAAUAUUUGUGGCCAGCGAAAAGACAAAACCACUUAUCCCAGAGAUAUGUUUUAUAUAUAGUGAGGAGAACACUGAAAACUAUCCAUCUAAUGGCUUUAUUGAAGAAGAUGGAACAAGUCUGCUGAUAUCCUGUGCAAAGUGUUGUGUACAGGUCCAUGCAAGUUGCUAUGGUGUUCCUUCCCAUGAAAUCCAUGAUGGAUGGUUGUGUUCUCGAUGCAAAAGAGAAGCUUGGACAGCUGAAUGUUGUCUCUGUAAUUUGAGAGGUGGUGCACUCAAGCAAACUACAGACAAAAACUCCUAGAACCCUGAACCAUUGGGGGUGCUGCUUGGGGCUUCUGAGAGAUGAAGUCUAAAGCAUCGGGAGGACCAAAGAUUGAAAACCACCUAUCUAUCCUAUCUAAUUUUCACUUCUAUC
Molecule: messenger RNA, 2901 nt
Organism: Pogona vitticeps (central bearded dragon)
Lineage: Eukaryota; Metazoa; Chordata; Lepidosauria; Squamata; Agamidae
Source: RefSeq, a predicted model, not a curated record